Messenger RNA from Adineta steineri, 3603 nucleotides. The record is from the annotation of a GenBank genome assembly. NCBI's taxonomy places the organism in Eukaryota, Metazoa, Rotifera, Eurotatoria, Adinetida, Adinetidae.
AUGGAGCCACAAUCUCAAACGAUCACUGUUUCGAAAGUUACUCCUCUCAUCUUUAAUCAACUUUAUGCUGAUCAUGGUGACACUCUAUCGUGUCCAUGUACGACAAAUGCAAUACUUUUCAAAGAUUUCGUUUCAAAUGAAAUCAUAUUUCAUCCUAUUUGUUCAAGUAUUUUCGUUAGUCAGCAAUGGAUUCAAGCAUUGUAUAACCCAAAUGCAAGUACAUAUACGCCACCGGAUUUUCGAACAACGGCUAUGUCUCAGUUCGAAAUUUUGGCCAGUUUUUGUUCACUUUCCCAGGAUACAGUCUUCGAAAAUCAGAUCGAUAUUGGUAAUAAUGAAUAUAUUACUAUUUCUCUUCUUCCUGAAGUGCAAGUUCAAACUGAAGUAAAUGGUACUGUUGGCUUCUUAAAAAACAGUGCCUCUGCUGGAAUUAUUUCAUUUUUGAACUAUCUCAGAAUUAUAACUCGAGCAAAUUACUUAAUCUCAGCUCUUAAUACAAAUGCAGUGAUGGGAUUUUUUGUAUUUUCAAGUGAAUACAGAAUUAUGGGAUCCACAACAUUCUAUAGUCCAUAUUCUAGUGAUACUGAUAAACCAGACUCUCAUGUUGCUUGUAGUAAUACAAAUCCAAUAACUCCAGCUGGUUUCUUUGAAUAUUCAACGGUAUGGAUAUAUGAGAUUCAUCAAUGGUGGUAUUUGCCUAGUCCUGGCACUAUUAUGGUCGAUGGUUUUUUUGGAGGAUGUACACCUCUUGAAAGUAUUCUUCAAAGUACACUUGAUUGUUUGUAUGAUGUGACAUGUAUUCAGUUAUUGCUCAAUUACUUUCCAGCACUUAAUCAAAUACAAUUGAAUUGGACCAAUUCUGUUCUAACUUCAAAACAACAAAAUGCUUCUGUAAUAGAUUAUCUGGAUGAUCUUUUCAUUGAAGAAUGGUCAAUAGAAAUGAAUUAUUCAAAAUAUUUUGAUGAAUGUGCUGCUUCAUACUGCACAUAUACUACAACAGAUCGGAACGAUUUUACUUAUGCAAUUACUUUGUCCAUCAGUCUGUAUGGUGGUCUCAUUGUCAUAUUUCGUUUAAUUGCACCAUUCUUGAUUAGCAGUGCAAUGAAAUUAAGAUAUCGUCCAAGAAACGCAAAUGUUAAUUUGGGAGCCCAAAAUACAUUUAUAUAUAAAUUUAUUGAAUCGGUAAAGCGAUUAAACUUGUUUAAGGUGGCUAAUGAACGAACAGAAAAUAAUAUUAAACAACAGAAGAUUAUCACACGUGUAUAUCUGAUUUUACUAACUGCCGUACAUCCAGAUACACUCAAAUGUCCUUGUUCAACUGUAGCAAUACCUUAUCAGAAAUUUGUCUCAUUGUCUCCAAUCUUGCACCAAAUAUGUUCAAGUGAUUUUGUUGGGGCUCGUUGGCUCGUAAUUAUGGGAAAAGGCACAAAUUCUUAUAUAUCUAGCGAUUGGCGUAAUAUAGCUAACGGACAGCUUCUGUUGUUGUCGAAUCUUUGUCAAUUAGCUAAUAACAUGAUCGAUGAUGCUAUCCAUCGCUUUCUCUUACAAACGUUUAUUGCUUCAACUGCAUUGAUAGAAAUUGAUUUAAAUACACAAUUAAAUGCAACUCUCAAUCAACUUUUCCAAUCAACAAUUGUCCGUUUCGCAUUUCUUGUUGAUACAGUGACAUUUGUCCUAAGUGGGCCUACUGGUAUCAAUUCGGGCAAGGUCAAUUGUAUAUGUGCUACAAAUCCUAAUUGUGAAGAUCCAGUCGCUGUCGACAAUAAUGAUUAUGUGUAUGACCAUGUCGAUGUUGAGAUCGCUUAUAUAGUACCAGGAUCAAUAGCUGGCUGCUCUUCUAGUCAUUCUCUUCAACUUUCGACACUUGAAUGUUUCUAUUCAGAUUCAGAUUGUUUUUCAAUUGUAAUGAAUUACAUACAAAAAGCAUAUUUUGCCAAUGUUUUAUAUCCAGUAUGGUUUGAUCCAAGUCCUCUCAUUUAUGACUCAAGAUUGAGUCGUUUUCCUCCAAAUACUUCAAUUAACACCAUAGUGAAAAACAUAAUGGUUGAAGAAUGGAAUCCAUCUACAUCAUAUAAUAACUUUUAUGAAUCAUGCGCCCCAAAUUACUGCACUUAUUCUCAAACAAUUCCCACAAAUUCUGUUGUUGGAGUAAUAAUAAAAUUAGUAUCCAUGAUUGGUGGUCUUAUUGUCUCACUGCAUCUUAUUACACCUCUACUUGUCAAGUUUAUUAUUUACCUACUUUCAAUGAUCAACAAAAGACAACAGGAGCCAGAACAACAACAAGUUCGUCUUAAAUGGUUUGAUCAAUUGAAAUUGACUACUCGAAAUGUGGCUUCACUUGUGUACACCAAAUCAAUUAGUUUAAACAUAUUCCCUCGACGAGAGUUUGGAAAUAAUAUUGAUCAAGUGACAGUUAGACGUCUUGGUCAAUGGUCUACUCGUCUUUACAUAGCCUUGAUGAUCAUUGGACUUGCUAUUCUUACUUUGUAUAGUGUUGUUCAACCUCACAGUUUAACAAAAAGUUUUAAUCAACCAUCUUUCAAUUUAUAUAAUCAACUCUUUCAAAAAUAUGGUGAUCAAUUGAAAUGUUCAUGUUCAUCGAUUGCAUCGACAUAUAAUCACUUUGUGAAAAUUGAACCCGCAUUUCAUGAGAUCUGUUCGAGUCCAUUUGUUUCAGACGAAUGGCGAAUGAAUCUCACAGCUGGUCUUGAUUUAGAUCUCUCUAGCUACACAUUAAUGGAUUAUCGUCGUUUUCUGUCUGCUCAUUUACAAUAUCUCCAAGGAUUAUGUAAAAUAUCCAUUGAAUCAACGAAUAACUCUGUUGAUCAACUCCUAUCUUCGCUACUUGUCACCACUCAACUUUUACCAGAAACGGUUUUUUACGAACGCACAGAUUUGCUGAUUAAACACAGCAAAUCAAGUGCUCCUACAACAUUCGCUCGUCUUAAUUUCUUAACGCGAAGUGUAAAUCAUGGAAAUGCUAUUAUAUCAAGCUAUGGAACGAAUUUCGAGUAUAUUGGUCCUUGGUAUGGAUGGUACUCUUAUGCAAUUACUCAACCUAAAAUCUAUGACAAUGGUUGUUCUUGUGCACUGUAUCCAAAUUGUACCAGUCAAGCACGUUUUAUUGAAAUGAAUUCUUCUGAAAUUAUUCCAAUCAGAGGUUUGAAAAUAGGUUGCACACCAAGUGAAUCAUUUCUUCUUUCUAAUCUCGCAUGUUUCUAUGAUCAAUCAUGUAUUAAUAUCAUUCAACAAUAUACCAAUUCGACAAAUUCUUCUAUUUCUCUCGCGAUAACAAAGAGUCAAUUCUCAAUUAAUACUACUAUAGCUGAACUUAUAAAUGAUCUAUUUGUUGAAGAAUGGGCAACAAAUAUUAAUUAUUCAUCCUAUUAUGAACAAUGUUCACCAUUGUUAUGUUCGUAUACCUACAGCAAACAAAUUAACCUUCUCUAUACGAUAACUCUUAUACUUGGUCUUCAAGGUGGUCUCACUAUUGUUCUCAAGUGGAUUUGUCCAAAAAUAGUUCGAAUUGCAGCCAAAUGUUGUCGACAACUGGAACAACCAGUAUCAGUACCAAUACACAAACAACAACAACAAGUACGAUAA